AUGGAGAUGUUGCAAGCUACCGGAGAGCUAUUUAGAGUGUCCAUUAGCAUAAUGCAAGACAGUGAGGAGGUGUUCAAUGUAAUGCCCAUAACGAUGGAGGGACGUUCCCAGCCAGUUCCCGAACUGAGAGUUUUUUUCAAACAUGAAAUGGGAAAGGACGCUUUUGGCAGUGUAUCCAAAAAGGUGGAAGGAGUGAGAGAAAUGAUGGAUGAAUGUUACGUACAAGAUCCGCCGGAUGCAAUGCGAGAAGUGCUGCAUGAUUGCAUUUCGAAUGAACGGUUGAUACUAGUUGGGGAACGAAAUGAGGGGAGCCAAUUAGAAGAGGCUGUGGAAAACAAGUUGCGACGGAUAGAGGAAAACGCAGAUAACUCUACCCAUAAACAUUCAAACGAACCAUUUUGCAACGAAGAGGCCAAGUAUUACUGGUUGAAUGAGUUUAAUUCGCGGAAUAAACUAAAGGUAAAGGAAAUCGAGAAGGAUGGGAAUUGUUUAAUAAGGGCAUUAUUAGAUCAAUUAGCAGAAUCGAAGGCAGAAAACCAAAUUGAGGAGGAAGAUAUAAAAGCAUUUAGAGAAAUGAUAGCAGACUAUAUCGAAGAGCAUCGAGAACGUUUUGAGGUCUAUCUCAUUGAAAGCUUGGAACAUCAAGGCUUUGAAAAUUUUCUAGAAUAUGUAAGAAGAAUGGGAACAUGGCUAGGUUUUGAAACCUUAGUGGCAGCAGCAGAAAUAUUUGAUAAGUUUAUAAUUAUCUAUCAAGAGGAUAAUCCGAACCUCCAGAUCGGUGUAGAAAAAAACAACGAUGAAGAUAUAUUGAGAAUUCUGUACACGGGUGAAGUUGUUAAAAACCACUACGACAGUGUGGUAAAUGUCAUAGGAAAUAAUGAGAUUCCGAUAGGUGGGUCUUCAACCAUAAAUGCGGGAAGACGUGAGAAAGAUGCAAGUGACAGAAAUGAAAACUUACAGAACCAGAGGAGAGAAAUGUCAAAAAUGGCGAAGCAACAGCUACAGGAAGACAUUCAUGCUAGAAGUAAGAGCCUAGAAAAGAAGGAAGGAAGACAUAGGAAUACCAACACAAAGGAUAGACGCAAGAAAGAUGCAGAUAAAAGAGAAGCGAAUGACAUGCAGAUAGGUGGUCCGAAGCUAAGUAAAACCGAGCAAGAUCUUCAACGAAACCGUGUGGAAGGAAACAAGAAACGCAGUGAUAGUACCAAGACAAUUGAAUUUAGGCGUGAAAAAACAGGUUUGUUAAAGAUAGGUUCCUUGAAUGUAAGAGGUUGCAAAAGACAGGAAAAAAGAGAGGAGAUCGAUGAUGUUUUAAGAUACUAUGAUGUAGAUAUCGCCGCAUUGCAGGAGAUCAACACCGAUGGGAAAAUUAUAGAUUCACGUAAUUACAAAUGGCUUAUAGCAAGAGAAGGUCAGAACAAAUCAAGAGGAUUAGCCGUUUUGAUUAAGAAGGAAGCAAACAUAGUAGUACAAGAUAUAAGAAAGGUAGGGCAUUCAGCAGUUUCCGUAAGAUUGCAAGUGGAAGGAGAGAUGGAGCUCGUGUUAGUGAAUGUACAUGGUCCCAACAAAAAAGCGUUUAAUUUUCUGUCCAGUAUAGGGGCAAUCGUAGACCAAAAUCAUUUAAGAGACAAGUUAUUAUUAGUAGGAGACUGGAAUGCACAAAUCGGUAAGGAUUCAGUGACCGAAGAAGAUAGUAGAUGUAUAGGUAAGGAGCUAGGAUUCAACAACUGCAAUGAUAAUGGAGAGGAGUUCAAAAUGUUUCUUCAUAUACAUAAGCUUAUAAACAUCUCAUCUAUGAUUGGAGUCAAAGUAAGGUCAACUUGGCGAGUUAGAGACAAGGAAAGUCAGAUAGAUCAUAUUGUGAAGCCAGUAGAUGGAAAGGUAGGCAUCAGAUAUAUAAGAGGUAUAUGGACGAGAAUUAACACAGACUAUAAACUAUUAUUGGCAGGAGUACGACUUCCGAAAAUGAUUAAGAAGCAGUCCAAAGAGAAAAAUCUCGUAGUACUAGAUGCAUCAGCUCUUAAAGAAGAACAAAUAAAGAAAAGAUAUCAUGAAGCAUUAAAAAGUCACGAAAUGGGAAUAGAUCCAGAGAAAGUAGGCAUAAAUGAAGCAUACCAGGCUAUAACAAACAAAAUGAAAAAAGCAUCCAAUAUCGCCAUGAGUUCUUCAAGAGUACCCUUGACUCCAGGAAGAAAAUCGGCAUUAAAUAGACUCAAUAAGGCACUUAGUUUGGCUAAUAAAUAUCCGGAUAUGCUCCCAUACAAGUGGAAGGUGAGGGACAGGAAACAAGAAUUUCAAGCGGCAGUAAGAAAUCACAAUGAAACUGAGGUACGAGAGUUUUACAUGAAACUGAACGAUUUCGACGCAGCAGUUAGAAUACGGAAGUCGUACCAGUUCAUGAAAAAGUUCACUAAAAGGAAACAGGCGAGAAAUGCCUACAUACCAACCAGAUUAUGGGGAGAAAUUUUGAAGGAAAGUGAGGGACCGAGACUGGAGCUACUGGAAGAGCAAGACACAUGCCCCCUAACUGAACCCCCAACGAUGGAUGAGAUGAGUGAAAUUGUUAGGCAUUCAUGCAAUGGAAAAUCGGCUGGGGCAGAUGGAGUACGGAUGGAGUACAUCAAGUAUGCGGAUGAGGAAACCAUGGAGCAGAUGAUGGGAAUUUGGAGGAGAAUUUGGAUGGAGAAUGUGAUGCCGAAGGAUAUGACUGAAUCUAUUCAGAUACCAAUACCAAAAAUAAGCAGACCUAGAAAUGUGGACAAUUUCAGAAGAAUUAGCCUAUGCAAUGUAGGAUACAAGCCAUACGCUAAGUGGAUCAGGAAGAAGCUAAAGGAGUUUACGGGAGAAUUGGAUCUAUACCAGGCAGCAUUCACAGAAGGAAGAUCAACGGAUGAUCAAAUAUUUAUGGCCAGGCGAACCAUGGAAGAGUUCUGGAAUGCUGGAAAAAGCUUAAUCGCAGUAACACUCGAUAUCAGAAAGGCAUUCGAUAACAUCAGUUUGGAUAAAUUAAAGGAUGUUUUGCUAAAAAUAGAAGUGCCAUCGCAUAUAAUUAACAGAGUGCUAAAUUGUGUGAGAGAAGAUAGGACAAGAGUACGAUGGCAAAACCAGUUGUCUGAAGAAAGCGUCCUACGAAAAGUUGCCGAACUCGUCCCAGAUAUACACAUGAUUAGGGAAGGAUCAUUUAAACUCCCGUGUAUACUAGCAUUCGCAGAUGACCUACUAAUUCUGGCGGAAAAGAAAGAGGAUCUAGAGAGGAUUAUCAAAGCUAUCGAGGAAUGCUUAUCGGAAGUCGGGCUGGACAUCAAUAAUAAUAAGAGCCAAAUCCUUAUGAGAGUGCCGAAUCCCGCAGGAGCCACACCAGAUACGAUGAUGCUGAAUGGCAAGCCGUAUGAAGUAAGUGAUGCAAUUAAGUAUUUGGGAAUCCACCUGACUCGAACGCUUGAUCGUCCGGCCACUGUAAGGCAAAGAUGUGUGAAUGCAGUAAAGGCUGCGAAAGUGGUUGUGGAAUUUUGCAAGAAAUUCAAACCCGCAUGGGAAAUUGGACGCCUUAUUUACAACACAGUGAUAGCACCAGCAAUGCUAUAUGGGACAAAAGUUUCAACACUAACUAAAAGGAGUAGACAACAACUGGCAAAGUACGAAAAGUUGAUUGUGAAAGACAUCUGGAUGAAUUGUAGGAAAUGCGACAACAGAAAACUGAACGUUAGGAAAGAACUCAAUGGUAAGACCAUAAACCGGAGAGUCAGAGUAGGAAGGCUCAAAUAUUACGGACAUAUUAUAAGACGAAAUAAUAAGCACCCGUUGAAACUGGCAUACAAAAUGGAAUUCGAGAAGAAGAAAGAAGGUCGCCCCAGUUAUACGUGGAAAGACUCCUUGACUCAGGACUUCAAUAAAUUCAACGAGAUAGGAGGGAAACAAUGGGAAGAUCUGGCUAAGGAUAAGAUGAAGCUUAAACAGAAAGUGGAAGAAAUCUACAAAAUGGAGGACAGUGAAAUCUCAGAUGGAGAGGAGGAGGAGAUAUAG
Topomyia yanbarensis is the source of this 4023-nucleotide messenger RNA. RefSeq lists its product as uncharacterized. Gene Ontology annotation, molecular function: catalytic activity. NCBI's taxonomy places the organism in Eukaryota, Metazoa, Arthropoda, Insecta, Diptera, Culicidae. The transcript has 2 exons. The record is from RefSeq and is a predicted model, not a curated record. The coding region runs from base 1 to 4023 and encodes 1340 amino acids.